UUUUGUUUUGCCAGGAGAGAUGCGCCAACCCUAAUCCGGAGAAAAAAAAAAGCAACACCUUCUUCCUCUUCGACACGGCGGCGAUGAGGGACUUUCGAGUUUCUCUGAAACGGUUCUAUUAAUGGCUGCGUGGUAAAUCGAAUUGAUUGUCCCCUCCACAAUCCAUCUUCAAUGGUUUGCGAACAGCGGUCUCUAAACGGUAUAAAUAGAUAGUUUUCUUUUCCGAUCUGAAGUCUGGCGGCAAGUGUUCCUCCGUCGUCGAGGCGAGACUCUUGCGAUACUGGGAGGCCUGGAAUGUGAAACGCGGCAGCGACCUGAUGUGGGUCGACAUGCUCUUGAUCGACGUUAAUUCAACCAUAAUGCAAGCCACCAUCUAUGCUAACCGCCUUCCGAGAUUCCGGUCUAAGCUCGCCGCCGGAAAAAUGUUUUCUAUAUCCGGUUUCGAUGUUGCCCAGUGUGCUCAGAAUUACCGGCUCACCGACUCUCCUUUGCUGCUCCGGUUUAGUGAUUUAACCGAUUUUGAUGAGUUAGCAGAGCCGGUUUCGCCCUUGCCACAAGAAGGCUUCCGGUUCCGCAAUCAUUCUGAGCUAGCCGAAUUGGCUAACACGAACACACAGCUCCCAGAAAUUAUAGGUGAGAUAACAGCUGUUAAGAGUACCGUUAACGACACUCUUGGAGAGAAGGACCGUAUCAUGGCAACUAUCAAGUUGGAUAAUGAUACAAAGGUCAUUUUAAGCCUCUUUGACUCUCAAGCCGUGUCUUUUCAUAAAAAACCUGAAGACAUGAAUGGUGAUCCAAUGGUGAUUGUCGCUACUAGCAUAAACCCUAAGAUGGUUGGAGGUGGUUUGUUCCUCAAUGCAACAUCAGGAACACACAUCUACUUUGACAAGGAGACCACCGCAGGGGAGGUUUACUUCUACAAUUUGGUCGCUAGAGACACUGGAGUCCCAUCUGCCGCACCAUUACUGAAAGGAUACGCAAAGGUGGAGACUCUGACCGUCGCAGAGCUCAAUAAUUUUAUAACCUCUGCUACAUCACAGGAAAUUGACUUCAUCUGCACCGGUAAAGUUGUCCGGCUCGACGUGGACAAGGGAUGGUGUUAUGUUACCUGCGCCAAAUGCAGUCAAAAAUUGCAGCGUACAGUCUCUGCUUUGGAGUGUACGCAAUGCAAUAAUACCAAUGCUGUCGGCGUUCUCCGCUAUCGUGUGGAGUUGGCAAUUGCUGAUGAUACUGCUGAAGGUGUGUUCGUGUGUUUUGAUGGGGUGAUGACUAAGCUACACAACCUCAGAGCAAGUGAAGCCGGUCAGAUGUUGGCUGAAGAAGGAGUAAAUCCUGAGGAUGCUGUGGUGCCUCCAUUUAUCACGGACAUGGAAGGAUAAACAUUCACGUUCCAAGUCAGGGUUAGUGCAUAUAACUUCACUGCUCAUCAUCAGACAUUCACCAUCAUCCGCAUCCUCAACGAGCAUGAGUGUAUUCCAGUUCCUAACUUUGUCGUCAAUGGGGGAGAUGAUGCUGAUGAUGAUGACAAGCCAAAUGGUAGUCUGGCUCCUGUUCAGAAGGAAACUGGAGAGAGCAGUAUUGAUGCAGCUAAGAAUGGUGACGACAACACAGAUGGUCUUGCGCCCAAGGAUAUUGUCCACCCAGCUAAUAAGGCGGUCAAGAAAGCACGUGUUGUUUAAGAUGAGAUAUCAGAAGUUAUGUUUCAGUUUCUGGUUUUGAAUAAUGCUUCUUACUAAUCUGCAGUUUUUCCGUGUGUUUGGUCAUAUAUGUUUCAUCUUUGUCUUUUUGGUUACCAGUUACUUGACAGUCAAUUCUCAGUAUAAUAAAAUACUAUUUAUAUUCA
Brassica oleracea var. oleracea is the source of this 1843-nucleotide messenger RNA. RefSeq lists its product as uncharacterized. The record is from RefSeq and is a predicted model, not a curated record. NCBI's taxonomy places the organism in Eukaryota, Viridiplantae, Streptophyta, Magnoliopsida, Brassicales, Brassicaceae. Gene Ontology annotation, cellular component: DNA replication factor A complex; nucleus. Gene Ontology annotation, molecular function: damaged DNA binding; single-stranded telomeric DNA binding. The transcript has 11 exons. Gene Ontology annotation, biological process: DNA replication; nucleotide-excision repair; meiotic cell cycle. The coding region runs from base 318 to 1379 and encodes 353 amino acids.